CAUCAUGAAGGUCCUUGCGGUUCUUGCACUUUGUGUUUUCACUGUUUGCAACGCCAACGUUGUGUGGCAUGAGCAGCCCAAGACCCAGCUGGACUUGGUCAAAGAUGCUUUUUGGGACUACGUUGCCAAGGCGACCCUCACUGCUGAAGACUCCCUGAGGCAGAUCAGAGAGUCUGAGAUGGGACAGGACCUGAACACCAGGAUUUCCCAGAGCGCUGACACCGUGAACCAGUACAUCGUGGCUCUGAAGGCCCAGGUGGCUCCUCUGUCUCAGAACCUCAUGGAUCAGCUCAACCAGGAGACCGAGCAGCUGAAGACUCGUCUGCAGAACGACCUGACCACUCUGAGCACCAGCGUGCAGCCCUACGCCGAGGAACUCAUGACCAAGAUCCAGCAACAGGUGGAGGAGAUGAAGAAAGAAGUGACCCCCUAUGCCGAGUCCAUGGACCCCGAGGCCCUGAAGACCAUCCUGAUGCAGAAGAGCCAGGAGCUGAAGACGCAGAUGGAUCAGAAAAUGAGCGAGCUGCAGGCCCAGAUGGUCCCCUACACCGAAGAGAUGAAGCAGAAGAUGGACCAGAGUCUGGAGGAGUUUCAGAGGAGCAUGAUCCCCCUGGCCAUGAAUUUUGAGACCCAGUUCAACCAGAAGAGCCAGGAGAUCCAGCAGAGUCUGGCUCCUUAUGGAGAGGAACUGAAGGCCAAGCUGGACUCCAGCGCUCAGGACCUCCAGGCUCAGCUGACCGCCCUCUGGGAGUCUUUCACCAGGAGGACCCAGUAA
Sphaeramia orbicularis (orbiculate cardinalfish) is the source of this 775-nucleotide messenger RNA. Its product is annotated as apolipoprotein A-IV-like. The coding region runs from base 5 to 775 and encodes 256 amino acids. Gene Ontology annotation, cellular component: extracellular vesicle; chylomicron; high-density lipoprotein particle. Gene Ontology annotation, biological process: acylglycerol homeostasis; phospholipid efflux; cholesterol metabolic process. The record is from RefSeq and is a predicted model, not a curated record. Gene Ontology annotation, molecular function: cholesterol transfer activity; phospholipid binding; phosphatidylcholine-sterol O-acyltransferase activator activity. The transcript is spliced from 3 exons. Lineage: Eukaryota; Metazoa; Chordata; Actinopteri; Kurtiformes; Apogonidae.